CAGCGCUCACACAGGUCGACUUUAACCCACACACGGCGGUUAGACUGACAGUCCGCUCUGCACACGCAGCAGGUCAGAGGAAUGACGUAGAUCACCGCGAAGUCCAGCGCUUCAGUGUGUCCUGAGAGCAGCGCGCAGGCUACGAUGGCUGGAGCAGUGUCGCAGGCCAGCCGCGAGGCCGUCCUGGCCUGGUUCUCUGAGUUUCAGCGGAACAGUGUGGUGAAGAACGGUAUCGUUCCUGAGUGGUUCCACGGCAUCAUUUCCAGGAAGGAGGCAGAGGAAAUGCUGAUGAUCAAGCCACCGGGCUACUUCCUGAUCCGAGUGAGUGAGAGCAGAAUAGGAUACACCCUGUCUUACAAAGCUGAGGACCGCUGCAGACACUUCAUGAUCGACAUGCUGCCAGGUAACCAGUAUGUGAUUGUAGGUGAGAAGACACAACAUCGUUCUCUCCACGACUUGGUGGCGCUCCACCGAAGAGCCCCCAUUCUGCCCUACAGCGAGGUGCUCACUAUAGCCUGUGGCCAGGCCUCCAAGGACAACACAGACUAUGCUGAGCUGUUUUUUCCCAAAAGGAACAUCUGUCCCUCAGGGGCUGAUGUCCAGCCAAGCACGCCUCCACAGGCCGGCCCGAGGCCUCAGCCAAAUGUCCCCGAAGACCCAUGUCCUGCCCUGCCAGCAUGUCCCCCAUUUCCAAACCAGAGCUUGACCACUGCUCCAGGACAUGCUCCAAGGCUUUAUCCCUGCCUGGACGCUGAGCUUUCUGCUCUGAGCCUACAGAAAACGGCCUCUCCUCCUGUUCCAAAGCCCAGAACAAAGCUUCUGGACACACCACCACCACCACCACCACCGCAGACGCCCCCUAGAAGCAGCUCGCCGCACAGUCUGACCCAAAGCACAGCUGGAGCAGACAAAAAGAAAGGGUUACCAGCAGCGUACGUGGAAAGACCACUACCUUCACCACAGUCUGACGACAAAGACAACAACCAGAAGAGCCAAGCAGAGGCAAAGUCUGGACGUAUAAGCCUGGCGCAGUGUAAGAAGAUAUUCCAGAAGAAGAAGCACCACUCCGAAGAGCAUACGUACAUCGAAAUCCACCAAAAUGUAAUCGCAAAGGAGCCUGCAUCCACAGCACCCAACCACCAGGAGCUCGGUGGAGACAGCCAUGAACGAAAAGCUGAAAAUGAACCCUCUGUGGAGGCUGGGGCCAAUUCUGCAGAUUGGGCUUUACCAGUAGAAUACCUCAACCCACCUCCUUUUGCUCCAGGAUAUAACUGAAAUAUAUCUGCACUGAAUGUCAGUGAGAAACACAAUGAGGCUGUACUGGAUGGGACUGUCAGAUGGGACUGUCACACCUCUGAAAAAACUCUCAGCACAGCCAGAGGACAUAUGACUGAUACCAGUUGCUAUGCACAUUAUUUUAUUCUGUUUCUGUGUAUUCUGUGCUUAUACUCCAUUGUGAGAUAAUAACUGCACUGCACAACCUUUAUCCAUUCUGUCUAUUUAUGUUUAAUCUCAAUGCUGUCACUUCAUGGAGGAAAUUAUUUGUUGCACAGUAAUUGUGCCUAUGACAAGGGUUACAUUUAGCCCACAGCUGUGUAGAGCCACAUGCAGUACUGUGACCAAAAAUGUUUACCAUGUAUGGAAAAAAAUUUGAAUGUCAGAGGUCACUGUGAUAAUCUGUCUGGAAUGCAGUGAAACCUGACUGACAGGGACUUAACUGAUGACUGUUUGAUAAUUCACUGUGAUAAACUAUAGUAACCACAGACUUGCAUUUAUGUGCUGUAUGGCUUACAUGGUGGGUGAGAGGGAACCAAAUAAACAAGCAGGAUUCAUAUUUACAGGUUAUACAUACACCAUCCAGUGUAUUAGAUGCUUGUAUUUCCACUCACUUUCUGAGCUCCACCUACUUUGUAGGUCAAUUUUAUAGGUGUACAGUUAUAGACUGUGGCCUUCUGUUGCUACACAAAUCAUCCUCCCUCUACUUCAUUAAUCAGUGGUCAGUCUCUGACUAUAGGACCAGAUAUUAUUUGGUAGUGGACCAUUCUUGACCCAGCACCUUGCUGAAAAAACAGCUUGGCCUGAUCAACAGCAUAGGGUAUGUUUUCAUUUGAAUUUGAUAGUUUAGCUAGUUGACCAUCUUGAACCAAGCUGGUCGAUCAGCAUGACCAGUUUGACCAAGCUGGUUGACAGCAUGGUCAAGUUAGACAUGCUGGAUAACCAGCUUGGUCAAGCUGGUUAUUCUGGUUGACCAGUGAAACCAUCAAACUCAAAUGAAAACAUCCUAUGCUGGCCUGCCCAUGUAGCUAAGUUGAUCUACCAGCUUAACCAGCAAGGGGUAUGUUUUCAUCUACUCCAGCUGGAUGUCCAGCUUGUCAACCAAGUAGACCAGCUUAGACUGUCUGAAAGCAGCUACUAGCAAAAGCUGGACUCUCAGCAGGGCAGUGACAUUGUAGUGGUGUCGCCUGACACUGGUAUGGGUGUACUAGGCACAGCAGUGUUGCUGAAGUUCCUGGAUUUCUAAUAAAGUGACCAGUGAUUUAUA
Molecule: messenger RNA, 2542 nt
Organism: Pygocentrus nattereri (red-bellied piranha)
Lineage: Eukaryota; Metazoa; Chordata; Actinopteri; Characiformes; Serrasalmidae
Gene: hsh2d
Product: hematopoietic SH2 domain containing
Exons: 7
Coding region: 145-1275 (376 amino acids)
Cellular component (GO): cytoplasm
Source: RefSeq, a predicted model, not a curated record